This is a messenger RNA of Trichophyton rubrum CBS 118892, 561 nucleotides long. RefSeq lists its product as uncharacterized. The transcript has 3 exons. The record is from RefSeq and is a predicted model, not a curated record. Gene Ontology annotation, molecular function: protein binding. The coding region runs from base 1 to 561 and encodes 186 amino acids. Lineage: Eukaryota; Fungi; Ascomycota; Eurotiomycetes; Onygenales; Arthrodermataceae.
AUGUCUGACGAUGAGGGAGCCUCACCCCGCGAAUUGGUCGUGGAAGCCUGCCGCCGCGAUCAACCCUACCUCAUCGAGGAGAUACAGGAGAAGUCCUACAAGGAUAAGCCAGAUGAGUUUGCAGACUUCAUUAACGGAGUAACAGACUCCAUGGGGAACCAUGCGCUACACAUAUGCGCUGCUUACGGGAGCUACGAUACAAUGGACUACCUACUAGACAUAUACCACUUUGAAGUUGACCCUACCAACCGCGUCGAUGGCGACACACCGCUCCACCUGGCUGUUCAGUAUGGAAACGAAAAGGAUAUCGAGUUGGCCAUGUCAAUGCUGGAGAUGAUGCUUGAAGCGGGCUGUGAUCCGCGAGUACGGAACAAGAAGGGUCAAAAGCCUGCGGAUUGUGUGAUGCCGCAGUACAAUCAGAUGAGAACUGCAUUGAUGAAGGUGGAGUAUAUGAUGCAAGAAGGGCAAGGGGUGGAGGGUCAGGGUCGGGAUGACGACGAUGACGGACCAAGUGACGGACCCAGUGACGACGAAGAUGAUGGCCAAGAGAAAAAACGAUAA